UUUUUUUUUAAAAAAAUCAACUACCCUUUAAUUUCUAUAUUUUAAAUUCGUAUUUAGAGUUGGAAUUUAUUUGCUUUCGUUUCAAUUUCUGCGUUUUCCGUUGACGAUUCUCCGUCACCCCUCUGCUCCUACUGCUCAAUGUGACAAUCGCAUGAUCUGGUUACUCUGCUUACAAAGAUUGAAGUGCAAACUUUGAACCCCAAUUUCAAUAGGCAUAACAGUGAAAAGGCUGAAUCAAACCUCAAAUUUUAUUAUUCUUGUGCGGUUUAUCAUGGGGGAUAGUCAGUAUUCGUUUUCUCUCACCACAUUUAGCCCUUCUGGAAAGCUUGUUCAGAUUGAGCAUGCUUUGACAGCCGUUGGCUCUGGACAAACGUCUUUGGGAAUAAAAGCUGCAAAUGGAGUUGUCAUUGCUACCGAGAAGAAAUUGCCAUCUAUAUUGGUUGAUGAAACAUCAGUCCAGAAAAUUCAGUUAUUAACACCAAAUAUAGGUGUCGUAUAUAGUGGCAUGGGUCCCGAUUUUCGAGUUUUGGUUCGAAAAAGCAGGAAACAAGCUGAGCAGUAUCAUCGGUUAUAUAAAGAACCAAUUCCUGUCAAUCAACUUGUUAGGGAAGUUGCUGCCGUAAUGCAGGAAUUUACUCAGUCUGGUGGUGUUAGGCCUUUUGGAGUGUCACUGCUAGUUGCUGGAUUUGAUGAUAAUGGACCACAAUUAUAUCAGGUGGAUCCAUCAGGUUCAUAUUUUUCUUGGAAAGCUUCUGCUAUGGGGAAAAAUGUUUCUAAUGCAAAGACUUUUCUUGAGAAGAGGUACACAGAUGAUAUGGAGCUUGAUGAUUCAGUCCACACAGCAAUAUUGACUCUGAAGGAAGGGUUUGAGGGACAGAUCUCAGGAAAAAACAUUGAAAUUGGCAUAAUCGGUGCUGAUAAAAAGUUCAGGGUAUUGACACCAGCCGAAAUUGAUGAUUAUUUGGCUGAAGUAGAAUAAUGUGCAAUGAGGAAAUCGUGUGUUCCUGAAUUUGUUUUUUGUUUCACAGUUGGAUUUAAUUGGUAGAGUGCCUUUGUGAUGGCAAUAGUGAAUUUCUGAGCUACUCGUUGUGACGACCAGCAAGCCUUCCGAUAAACCUUUUCCAAAGUCAUCAACAUUUUCAAACAAUCCUAGUUUGUUUAUACGAUGCGGCUAUAACUUCUUAAUGAAUACUGCUAAUUUAUUAUCCCCCUACCCCACUCACACACACACCCAUCCACCUUGUUCAUUUACUUCUCGGCUUUUUCUUUUUUUCCCUUGGGAUUUUGUUGUGAACAAGGUCCACACUAGUCUUUCAACCUAAGUAAGAGUAUCUUAUUUGAUAUGUUGGAGAAGUAUAUAAACUUAACGUCCAUGCAACAACACAAUUUCAAUAUAUUAUAUAUUGAUUUAGAUAUA
Glycine soja is the source of this 1417-nucleotide messenger RNA. Its product is annotated as proteasome subunit alpha type-2-A-like. Gene Ontology annotation, cellular component: proteasome core complex; proteasome core complex, alpha-subunit complex. The transcript is spliced from 12 exons. Gene Ontology annotation, biological process: ubiquitin-dependent protein catabolic process. The record is from RefSeq and is a predicted model, not a curated record. The coding region runs from base 272 to 979 and encodes 235 amino acids. Lineage: Eukaryota; Viridiplantae; Streptophyta; Magnoliopsida; Fabales; Fabaceae.